Molecule: messenger RNA, 1629 nt
Organism: Penicillium cataractarum
Lineage: Eukaryota; Fungi; Ascomycota; Eurotiomycetes; Eurotiales; Aspergillaceae
Exons: 19
Coding region: 1-1629 (542 amino acids)
Source: RefSeq, a predicted model, not a curated record
AUGACGAAUAUCAAAUUUUUCAUACUUUGGGGACUGGCAGUAGCAUCUGCGGCCAAGAGCACUCGAAAGAUUGUCGUUGAUGCUUCGGAAGUCGUGGGUACUCUAAAGAACUUGCAAGGUGUCAAUAGUGCUGAUAGCGCAUACAUUGCUCCGGGUGAGUGGAAUCAGGAUACCUUCUACAACAAGGAUCCUGCGAUCGGAGCUCUGUUUCCCGAAUAUGGAAUUGAACAUGUCCUUAUUUACUUGUACACUAAAAUUCUCCCAAAAGAUACCUUUCCCGAUGUCUUCUUGGGGUGGGGUAAGAGCGGAGUUGAUGGCGACCCUAUGGUCAAUGACAACUACAACUGGACUGGGGCCGAUGAUUACGUCCAGUUCGUAACCAGUAAUGGGGCAAAGCCUACCAAUGGGACCAGUGUCAAUGUAUCCUCCCCGGAGAUGCUAAGUCAAAUUGGUUACAUGGUGACUGAUCGCUAUAUGAAUGGAGCUUACGAUUCCGGCUUUUAUAAUGCGAUUGAGCUAUUUGAAUUCUUACCGGAGACAGAUUUAGUGCGGGCAAGCUUUUCGAAUGCGACUUACGAAAGAUACUUUUCUUAUUUCGCGGCCUUUAGCCUCGCUGUGACGAACGCCAGCGACGCUGUUGGUGUUGCUGCAUGGGGUGAUCCCGCUAAUACCAACUACACAGUUUCCGAUCCGUACGUUCGCCGGUUUUACAAUGACUGUCACAACCGCAAUGUUCCUAUCAAGGCUGCGUCAUUCCAUUUCACGAGCACACAAUUUUCCUUUGACCCAUACGAUAUCAUUCGGGUAACGGAUAAAUUCCGAGCAGAAGUUCUGGUUCCCGCCGGGUUACCAGACCUCCCGAUAUGGGCCACAGAAUUUGAACCUGCGCCAUUCCCAGUUUUGCCCACGUCAACAAAAGCGCUCGAAGCCUUCAAUGAUCCAGCGUUUUUCGCGAGUUUCACCCUCGGUGUGUCGAUGUUUGCCCAAGACACGUCCGUCGAUCAAGUCCUCCCGUGGCCUGGAUUUGGUUAUAAUGGAACUGGAGCCGGUGACCAACCUUUCAAAGGCUUCUUCAAUCGAAGCUCAUCCGGUCCAAUCCCUCUCAACGUGGCGAAGGCAUGGUUCCUACAGGGAAAGCUUGUCAGCGAUACCAAAAAUCGCGUGAAUGUCUUCGGAAGCUCAGAAGACGGAUUUGCUGCCCUUGCAGGAAUUUCGGAUGAUCGUACGAAAGUGCAGACCCUACUUAACAAUUAUCAGUUUUAUUUUGACAUUGCCACCGAGAUCACAACACAGAUGAUUCCUAUAUUUAACACGUCUGCUUCAGCCUCUCCACUGCUUCAGGAUAAUGGGCUUUUGAAUGGGGAAUCCACUUGCUUUAUCAGUGGCGCAUGCAUGACAUUCCCCAAGGCCACAGUGCGCAAUAACACCAGUAUCGCAUAUCUUCUCCAGAUAACUGGACUCCCGUGGCAAGAAACCGAUACAUAUGAGCUCCAAGUCCAGAGAGUUGCCAAUGGGGUCACUAACUCGACAUACCUAACGAAAAAUGGAAAGGGCAACAAUAUUAACUUCACUGUUUCGUUUCCUCCCAACGCACAGGAUCUCGUCAUUGUGCAGAAGUUGAGUGGCUGA